Molecule: messenger RNA, 1760 nt
Organism: Thalassophryne amazonica
Lineage: Eukaryota; Metazoa; Chordata; Actinopteri; Batrachoidiformes; Batrachoididae
Product: zinc finger protein aebp2-like
Exons: 8
Coding region: 229-1467 (412 amino acids)
Biological process (GO): regulation of transcription by RNA polymerase II
Cellular component (GO): ESC/E(Z) complex
Source: RefSeq, a predicted model, not a curated record
AGUUUUUAAAGUUUGAGAUUUUAUUUUUCAUGAAUGCGUUGAACCUGACGUGCUUCAGAUAUCUUGUUGAUUGUGAAGCGUCCGGAGCGCUUCUUGGUUCAUAUUUGAAGCUUCGUGAUGAUUCCGCUUCAUACAGGAAGUGAGACGUCUGUUCUCUACACGAGCUUUGGCUGACGUCACGUCUGAAGCACACGUUGUGACGAUAACUUUUACACCAACUGGACCGAAAUGGCUGAAAUACCGAACAAAGGGAUCGAACCUGUUUCUCAACGUGUGUCGGGUUCGAACGGUUCCGGUGAAGUAGGACAAACCGGUACACGGCUAGAGGCCGUGCCGGAGCCCGAACAGGAACCGGGCGACACCGGAACGGAUCCGAGCGGCGGCCACCGCGCUGCGGACAAAGAAACACCGUCGCCGGGCCGAGAAGGACCGGAAACGGGCGCCGGGGACUGCCAGGGGGCCCCAAGUCCCGUACCGGAGACUUUAGCGACAAGCCCCGGGUCCGGACACGAGGGUUCCCGGGUCCUUAAAGAACAAAGAGCGGGACCGAGCAUCGAGCUGACGAAGCCCGCGGACCGAGUCCCGAAGAGACGGAACAGCGUGGAACUGGAUUCAGAGGACAGUAUCAGCAGCACACUGAUGGACAUGGAGAGCACGGUGUCCAGCGGCCGUUCUACUCCUGCCAUGCUUAACGGUCACGGCGGCCCUGUGGUGGUGGGAGGAGGCGCGGCGACGGCAAGCGGCAAGUCCCUGAGCUACACCUGCUGCUGGGAUCACUGCCAGCUGCAGUUUACCAGCAGCCCUGACCUGGCGGAGCACAUCCGGGCAACGCACGUGGAAGGGCAGCGGGGAGGCGUGUUUGUGUGUCUGUGGAAGGGCUGCAAAGUUUACAACACACCGUCCACCAGUCCCAGCUGGCUGCAGAGACACAUGCUGACCCACAGCGGAGACAAACCCUUCAAGUGUGUGGUUGGAGGCUGCAAUGCCACAUUUGCCUCCCAGGGGGGGCUAGCGCGCCAUGUGCCCACCCACUUCAGCUCACAAAAUUCAUCUAAAUUAUCCAAUGGCAAAAUGAAGGAGGAGUCUCCAUCCAAGGCGGGGCUAAACAAGAGGAAGAAACUGAAGAACAAGCACAGACGUUCCCUACCUCGACCUCAUGACUUCUUCGAUGCUCAGACCAUGGACGCCAUCCGCCAUCGAGCCAUCUGCCUCAACCUGGUAACGCACAUCGAGAGCAUGGGCAAUGGACACAGCGUCGUGUUCCGCAGCACGGUGAUUGCAAAGAGGAAAGAAGAUUCUGGAAAAGUAAAGGUGCUGUUACACUGGAUGCCCGAGGACAUACUGCCAGAUGUUUGGGUGAACGAGAGCGAGCACUUGCAGCAGGAAACUAAGGUGGUCCAUCUGUCCAAACUGCCCGCAGACAUGGCGGUCCUCCUCGAUCCAAACGUCUACAGGAUGUUCUUCUGAGCGGUUGACAGGAAAUGUCUCUGUCCCACCGUGUCCACGCUGUCCCAGAGGGAUGCUGGGAGUUUAGUUAUUUCUUCCUUAGUAGUUUUGGAGGACUUGUAGGUAACAGCUAGAAUGAAACUGUAGCCGGCGUUCAUCUUUGUAAAUACUUCAGAUUUGUAAUAUAUUUUUAUACUUUGAAUAUUUUUUGCUGUAGAUGUCGGUUUCUUGACAAAAAUUUUGAAAUGGAUUUUUUUUUUUAACUGAUAAAUAUGUGCUGAUGAAGCUCAAACAUUAAACUUUUACCAUUUCUA